This is a messenger RNA of Colletotrichum phormii, 1005 nucleotides long. RefSeq names its product glycosyl hydrolase family 62-domain-containing protein. Gene Ontology annotation, biological process: L-arabinose metabolic process. The coding region runs from base 26 to 775 and encodes 249 amino acids. Gene Ontology annotation, molecular function: alpha-L-arabinofuranosidase activity. The record is from RefSeq and is a predicted model, not a curated record. The transcript has a single exon. NCBI's taxonomy places the organism in Eukaryota, Fungi, Ascomycota, Sordariomycetes, Glomerellales, Glomerellaceae.
CGACCAAGGCUCGACAUGGGGCUCAAUGAACUUUGGCCUCUUUUCCGACUGGUCUCAGAUGGGCUCUUCAUCUCAAAAUGCAAUGACUCAGUCCGCUGUCGCGCCUACCAUCUUCUACUUCCGUCCCAAGAACGUCUGGGUCCUUGCCUACCAAUGGGGCCCGACCCAGUUCUCCUACAAGACGUCGAGUGACCCCUCUAUUGCGAAUGGGUGGUCCGCGGCACAGCCCAUGUUCUCCGGAACCAUUUCCGGCUCUAGCACCGACCCCAUUGACCAGACGCUCAUCGGCGACAGCACCAACAUGUACCUCUUCUUCGCCGGCGACAAUGGCAAGAUCUACCGCUCUAGCAUGCCCAUCGGCAACUUCCCAGGCAACUUCGGCACUGCCUCGACGUUAGUCAUGAGCGACACGACCAACAACCUCUUCGAGGCCGUCCAGGUCUACACCGUCAAGGGCAAGCAGCAGUACCUCAUGAUCGUCGAGGCUAUCGGUGCCAACGGCCGCUACUUCCGUUCGUUCACGGCCACCAGCCUUGGCGGAGCGUGGACGGCACAGGCCGCGACCGAGAGCAACCCCUUUGCAGGCAAGGCCAACAGUGGUGCUACCUGGACCAACGAUAUCAGCCACGGUGACUUGGUUCGCAGCGAUCCCGACCAGACCAUGACUAUCGACCCAUGCAACCUUCAGCUACUUUACCAGGGACGCGCGCCUGGCUCUAGCGGUGACUACGGACUGCUGCCCUACCGUCCCGCAGUUCUCACGUUGCAGCGCUAAAACUCCUCUUCUUCUUGGCUUCAAACCACCCCUCAGUUAGCAUCAAAUUUCUUGCUUAGAUGCACCCGUCUUGGCCAAUCAUGGAAACAGCAAAGCGAGGAAACAGUGAACCGCAUCAGCUCAGAGGCAAUUUCGCGCAACGGGGGACUUUCCUUUCACGAUGUAGAUAUUGAAAAGACAUACAUACAAAACUAGGCUAGGAGGUCUCUUCAGAUGGCCUGCCGUUGAAC